This is a messenger RNA of Impatiens glandulifera, 3748 nucleotides long. RefSeq names its product histone-lysine N-methyltransferase ATX3-like. Gene Ontology annotation, biological process: regulation of transcription by RNA polymerase II. Gene Ontology annotation, molecular function: protein binding. The record is from RefSeq and is a predicted model, not a curated record. The transcript has 23 exons. Lineage: Eukaryota; Viridiplantae; Streptophyta; Magnoliopsida; Ericales; Balsaminaceae. Bases 459 to 3566 code for a protein of 1035 amino acids.
ACUCACGAAACUAAGCCCCCCGCUGCUGAGAAGGUUUUGAUUCAUUGAUUCUUACUCUUCUUCUCCCUGUCUCUCUAAUUUCUAAUCUCUUUCGUACGCGCAUAACUCUUGUUUGAUCUCGAUUCCUUAUCCGAGGAGGUUUUUGAUAGAUUCUGGUCGUUUCGGUUUUACGGAACUCGAUUGAUUCUUUUCCUUUCGUGUUGAUUUUGUUCUGUUUUACUGUUUCAUCUCCGAUUUAGGGUUUUGGUGUUGAAUGCGGCCGUUAUUUGGAUUAGAUUAACGUAGUUCAGGCUCAUUGUUCUGAGGAUUGAUUGAUUGAUUGAUUGAUUCGUUGAUCAUUCCGCGCUGAUUCCAUCGUUUGGUUUCAAUUUUGUAUGAAGUGAGUUUGACGUUGAAUUUGGCUUUGCGUACGGCGAUUUUGUUCGGGGUAAAUGCUUGGGUUGGUGUUGUAGGAGGAGAUGUUAUUCAGCAGGACGAAGAAAUUUGAGGCGCAUAACCUCAAACGAUGCAAGGCCGACGAAAUUGGUUUCUUAGAUCAUGAGGAAGAUGCUAAUUCCGUCAAUCCGAAGAAGCAGAAGUCGAAUGCUAACGGGUUUUGUGAUCAGAUAGCUGACGAUAAGGUUGUGAAUUCAUGUCGCGCUGGAGCUUCCUGUUAUGCCGCUCCGAUUGGAUUGGAGAAAGUCAAGCUUGAAGAUGAAUGCAGCUCUCCUCAGUUGAAAUCUUUUCCAGCUCGUCGCCACGCAGUUCCUUUGCGAUUCGCCGACUCAAUCAUGGAUUCGUGGAAAAAGAGUAGAUCACUGCCUGUUGACGAACGCGUUUCUUCUAGUUCAGAUGGUGGAGAAAAAGUAAUGUCAGGAAAGAUCAAUUCUAAACCAAUAAUUACUUAUUCUUCUCGGUCAUCGCUUUUGAAAAAGAAGUCUAUGAAUGCACUCAAUACCAAGGUUGAUGAGACAUGUGUUAGUUCUAGUGGUUUGGUUGUUCAUAAUCCAACAGCUUAUUGUUCACAUAGUACUGUACCAUCGGCUUGUGAUAGCAGUAGCUCGCCAUUGCUAGAAAGCGGUGCGUGUCCACCAACAGAUAAGAAAUUGGCAAACGGGAAGGCUAGGAAGGACUACUAUGGUUUAACAGACUUCCUUUUAGGCGAUAUCGUCUGGGCAAAGUCUGGGAAAAAAUAUCCAGCUUGGCCGGCCAUUAUAAUAGAUCCGAUAUCGGAAGCUCCUGAUGUAGUCCGAAGGGCUUGCAUUCCUAAUACUGUAUGUGUGAUGUAUUAUGGGUAUUCGAAGAACAAAAAGCAAAGGGACUAUGCCUGGGUGAAAGACGGAAUGAUGUUCCCCUUCUCUGAAUUUUCUGACAGAUUUCAGGGACAGACUCAGUUGUACGGCAGUAAAAUUAGCGACUUUCGGAUAGCAAUAGAGGAAGCUUUUUUAGCUGAAAAUGGUAUUUCUGGAACAUGUCUGGAGAAUGACCAGGAUGCUUGUUCUUUGCCAAAUCAUAACGAGGUUCAAGAGGAUGUAAAUAGCAAAGAACCACCAUCUUGUUACAGUUGUGGUUUGAUUAUUCCAUGUAAGACUACAAAGAAGAGGGACGGUCCAGAUGGUAAAGCCCAGUAUCUAUGUGAACUUUGCACUAAGCUACGGAAAUCAAAACAAUAUUGUGGAGUGUGCAAGAAAGUUUGGCAUCAUUCAGAUGGUGGAGACUGGAUAUGCUGUGAUGGUUGCAAAAUUUGGGUGCAUGCUGAGUGUGCAAAACUCUCCUCUGAACUUUUCAAGGAUCUGGAGAACAUUGAAUAUCAUUGUCCUGAAUGUAAAGGAAAAGGACAUACUACAUCACAACAACAAAUAAUGCAAAAACAGGAGUCUAAGUUAAGAUGCACUACAUCACAACCUAUAGCGCAAAAACAGGAGUCCAAGUUAAGAUCUACAAGAGAUAAGGCACAGCCUGUGCUGCCUGACAAGGUAUCUGUUGUCUGCAUGGACAUGGAAGGACUUUACUAUCCAACUCUUCAUUUAGUGGAAUGCAAGUGCGGUUCUUGUGGAACAAAGAAACAGACACUCAAUGAAUGGGAGAGGCAUACUGGUUCCAGAGCAAAAAAAUGGAAGGUCAGCAUUAAAGUGAAGGACACUAUGCUGCCACUAGAAAGAUGGCUUGUUGAGUAUAAUGCUAAUGGAUUUAAUCCGGUGAAGAUGGACAAGCAGCAGCUGCUCUCAUUCUUAGAAGAGAAACAUGAACCUGUUUAUGUCAAGUGGACCACAGAAAGGUGUGCUGUGUGCAGAUGGGUCGAAGACUGGGAUUAUAACAAAAUAAUAAUUUGCAACAGGUGUCAAAUAGCAGUGCAUCAAGAAUGCUAUGGAGCUAAAAAUGUUACAGACUUUACUUCAUGGGUAUGCAGAGCAUGUGAAACUCCAGAUAUUGAAAGAGAAUGUUGUCUCUGCCCUGUGAAAGGGGGCGCUCUAAAGCCAACUGAUGUUGAACCUUUGUGGGUUCAUGUCGCAUGUGCAUGGUUCAGACCUGAGGUUGCAUUCUUAGAUGCUGAACUUAUGGAGCCUGCUGUUGGGCUACUGAGAAUUCCGUCUUAUUCUUUUGUUAAGGCCUGUGUGAUAUGCAAUCAAACUCAUGGUUCCUGCACGCAAUGUUGCAAAUGCGCCACUUAUUUUCACACUCUGUGUGCAUUAAGAGCAGGAUAUAGAAUGGAGUUGCAUUGCACGGAGAAGGAGGGCAGUCAAACAACAAAAUGGAUAUCUUAUUGUGCAGUUCAUAGGGUUCCAGAUCCGGACAAUGUGCUUGUUAUGCAGACUCCAUCUGGGGUUUUUUCCAAUGGAAACGUGGUGCCAAACCGGAAUAAAGAACAAUACUUGAGGGGAUCAAGGCUAAUUUCAUCAAAGAAAGUAGACACCCCAAGUCUCCCUGAUGGUGAAGAUGAUCAGUCUGAACAAGUUGGUGCUGCAAUAUGUCAAAUAUACAGAAGGUCAACAAAUAAGAAGGCUCGAAAGGAAACAGUUUGCCAUCGACUGAUGGGGCCCAAAUGGCAUUCAUUGGAAGCUAUUGACAGUCUAAACAAAUUUGGGGAAGAGGAGAGCUCAAAAUCUUUUGUUACAUUGAAGGAACGUCUUAAGCACCUACGGACAACUGAAAAGUUUCGGAUUUGUUUCGGCCAUUCUGGCAUCCAUGGAUGGGGCCUCUUCGCACGUAGAGCCAUUCAAGAAGGAGAAAUGGUUAUUGAGUAUCGAGGUGAGCAAGUGAGGCCUAUUGUUGCAGAUUUGAGGGAAGCACGUUACCAUCUAGAAGGGAAAGAUUGUUAUCUUUUCAAGAUCGGUGAGGAUGUUGUGAUUGAUGCAACAAAUAAGGGGAACAUUGCUCGGUUAAUCAAUCACUGUUGCAUGCCUAAUUGUUAUGCAAGGAUAAUGAGUGUGGGUGAUGAAGAAAGUAGGAUCGUUCUUGUUGCAAAGUGCAAUAUACCUGCAGGUGCCGAGUUAACGUAUGAUUAUUUGUUCGACCCUGGUGAGAAAGAUGAAUCCAAAGUUCCAUGCCUGUGUGGGGCUUCAAACUGUAGGAUGUUCAUGAAUUAAUUCUUUCUGUAAAAAGCUUCUUUCUAACCCCAACCUCAACCUGUCCUCACCUUUAUUAUUAUACAAACCAAAUCAUUGAUACCUAAACUUGGAAUUUUUACAACAAACCUUUGAUAUUUUUUCAUAUAGUUGCAAAAAUUGUGUAAAUUGACAAUUUAAUAACUAUUUUUUUUUCUACUUUU